CUUUCUCAAUUGAUACCUCGGAAACAGAUUCUCCAUCACCCUGUUUGCAAAAACAGUACAUGUACUCCAGAAUCCUUUAGUGCAUCCUUUAAAGUAACCAAUAUAUGUAUAUGGAUAUAUGAAAUUCAAUAAAAAAUGAUCCAGUUUACCUCAUCUCGUAGCAAUUCUUCCAGACAUUCUGUGGUAAUCUUAUCGUAAUCAAACUUGGCGCUUUGUUUAAGUCGCACCGUUUGCUUAUUAUCAGCCGUCUUUGUCUUCCUUCGACGUACUUCCAUUGUGCUGGUCUCGAGGCUUUAUAAGAAAGCUGGAGAUCACUGGAGAUCACUGGAGAAUAUAGCAAUCAAGCUUGAUCAAAAUUCUAUAAAAUGGAUGAGAGAAAGACCGAAUGUCCUGUAUGCUCCAAAGAAUUUACUACCUCAAUAAUUGAAGCACAUGUUGAAAAAUGUUUGUUCCUGAAUGAAUCGUCACAAAGUGAAUCUACAGGAGGAUUGAAACGAUCAAGUCCAUCAGUUAAAUCACAGCAAAUAAGAUCAGGAAACUCUAGGUCUGCAAGCAAGAGAGCUAAGCAUCGAAUUGUUAAGACAUUAAAUGCAGAUAAGCCAAAUGUAUCAUCUGCUACUUCUGUCUCUAUCACAGAAAACAGUGGACAAGCAUCAAAUAACAUAUCUAAAGAGAACAAUGUGAAUCCUGAGAAGAAGAUACCAGUCAAGCACAAUCAUGUUCCUCUUGCAGAACGGAUGAGACCUACGUCUUUGCUAGGGUAUAUUGGACAGGAACAUGUACUUGGACCAAAUGCAGUUUUAUCUCAAUUAUUAGAAAAGACAGAAAUCCCAAACAUUAUACUUUGGGGUCCACCUGGUUGUGGAAAGACAUCCCUGGCUAGUGUCAUAGCGCAUAUUUGCAAGCAGGCACCUGCAAGUAACUUGAGGUAUGUCAAACUCUCAGCUGCUAUGUCAGGUGUUAAUGACGUUAAAGAAGCUGUAAAUGUUGCUUCGAAUGAAUUAAAAUUUGGGCGACGAACUAUUAUGUUCAUGGACGAGAUACACCGUUUCAAUAAGCUUCAGCAAGAUAUUUUUCUGCCACAUGUUGAGUCCGGUACUCUCACACUUAUUGGAGCGACUACGGAAAAUCCUUCCUUCUCUUUAAAUUCUGCUCUACUCAGUCGGUGUCGUGUCAUUGUUCUGGAAAAGCUUACAGCUAUGAACUUAAUUAUAAUUCUACGACGUGCUGUCCAAUCACUAGGAGGCAACAUUUAUAAGUAUGUUCCGUCUGACUCAUCUGGUGAGACCAGGAUGCCUAAGCCGAAAGUCGUGGAUGGAGAAUCCGAAGUCCCGGAAAUUCCUAAAUUUCACAUAGACGAGGAAACGAUUCAAUGGCUAGCGGAGACGUGCGAUGGAGAUGCUCGAAUAGCUCUAGGAGGAUUAGAAUUAGCUGUACAAUCGAAAGCACCGAGUGAGGAUAAAUUCCUGGAGGAAGGACCUGGAUUAAUUACAUUGGAUGACAUUAGAGAUAGCCUUAAAAAGACACACAUGCUCUACGACAAAAAGGGUGAACAGCAUUACGACAUGAUUUCCGCUCUUCACAAAUCUGUAAGGGCCAGUGACGAGAAUGCUUCACUUUAUUGGCUUACAAGAAUGAUGUCUGGUGGUGAGGAUCCUGUUUACAUCGCAAGAAGAUUAAUCAGAAUGGCAUGUGAAGAUAUUGGACUGGAAGAUACAAAAGCAUUAGGUGUGGCGAUAGACACCAUGCAUGGUUGCAAAAUGCUUGGGAUGCCAGAAUGUGACGUACUCUUGGCACAGUGUGUUACUUAUAUGGCGAGAGCACCAAAAUCUCGUCUAAUGGAAGAUGCUCUUAGAACAGCACAAAAAGUAGUCGCCAAUCAUAAAGGUCCACAGCCAGCAGUACCAUUACAUUUAAGAAACGCACCGACGAAACUCAUGAGCCAACUUGGAUAUAGUAAAGGGUACAACAUGCUACAUAAAGAUGAGUCUGGCUUGAAUUAUUUGCCAGAAGGAUUAGAGGAUUUGGAUUUUUUUCAAGAAGAAACUUCCUUCUGAUCAGUGAUAUAUUGAAAGAAUAUGUGACAGCUAAAUAUUUAUCGUAUAUGUAUAUUUAAGAGAGUAUGAAAAAGUAAAUAUAUUCAUAUUUUUAUAAAAU
Cephus cinctus (wheat stem sawfly) is the source of this 2157-nucleotide messenger RNA. Its product is annotated as ATPase WRNIP1. Gene Ontology annotation, molecular function: enzyme activator activity; DNA binding; ATP hydrolysis activity. Gene Ontology annotation, biological process: DNA-templated DNA replication; regulation of DNA repair. Bases 366 to 2057 code for a protein of 563 amino acids. Gene Ontology annotation, cellular component: nucleus. The transcript is spliced from 6 exons. The record is from RefSeq and is a predicted model, not a curated record. NCBI's taxonomy places the organism in Eukaryota, Metazoa, Arthropoda, Insecta, Hymenoptera, Cephidae.